GAGAAUGUCGACAUAUUUAGCUAAGUAUAGACAAAGUUUUGAGAGAGUAACUGAAUCGCGUCAGUCUCUCAUCAGUGUUGAGCUGCCACGGAGCAGCCUGUUUGUUACUCUUUCUUGCUGACAAUGUCGACACUCUUUCUCCAACACUCUUCCUUCUUUUAGGUUUCUCCUAUUUUAAAAAAGGUUUAGCUUUCCGCUCACUGAUCCCGAGAAAGAACGAAGAACCAAGAAUAUACUCUCUCUCUUUGUUCCCCAUGAUCAUCGUCGAUAUUCUCUGGAAACUGUUUCCUCUAUACUUGUUCGGUGGUGGAUCAGGAAGAGAAUCUCUCUCAGAGUCCAUUUUGCAGAUGAUUCCGUCAACAAUGGCCUCUCCCAAGAUCCUCUGCGACGCCGGCGAAUCCGACCUCUGCAGAGACGACUCAGCUGCGUUUCUACUCAAAUUCGUCGCCAUUGCGUCCAUUCUCCUAUCUGGAGCUGCAGGUGUGGCCAUACCUCUCGUUGGCAAGAACCGCCGCUUCCUUCAAACCGAAGGGAACCUCUUUGUAUCCGCUAAGGCCUUUGCAGCUGGUGUCAUACUCGCCACUGGGUUCGUCCACAUGCUUGCUGGAGGCACUGAAGCUCUCACCAACCCUUGUUUGCCUGAGUUUCCGUGGUCUAAGUUUCCCUUUCCUGGGUUCUUUGCAAUGGUGGCUGCUUUGAUCACUCUGCUUGUUGAUUUCAUGGGGACUCAGUAUUAUGAGAGGAGGCAAGAGAGGGGUGAUGAGUCUGCUGCUGCUAGUGAAGCUUCUGCUGCUGUUGGUGUUGAGUCUGGUCGUGAAGAGGCGUCUGUUGUUGUUCCCGUGGUUGUUGAAAGAGUGAGUGAUUGUAGUAGUAAAGUGUUUGGUGAAGAGGAAGGUGGUGGGAUGCAUAUUGUUGGCAUUCGUGCUCAUGCUGCUCAUCAUAGACAUAGCCACUCUAAUGGCCUUGGUACAUGCGAUGGACAUGCGCACGGACAUGGGCACGCCCACGGACAUCAAGAUGUCGGAAACGGAGCUAGGCAUGUUGUUGUUUCACAGAUAUUGGAGCUUGGGAUUGUAUCGCACUCAAUCAUCAUCGGUUUAUCCCUCGGAGUAUCUCAGUCUCCAUGCACGAUCAGACCUCUAAUUGCAGCUCUAUCGUUUCACCAGUUCUUUGAAGGGUUUGCGCUCGGAGGCUGCAUCUCUCAAGCAGAGUUUAAGAACAAAUCAGCGACCAUAAUGGCUUGCUUCUUCGCGCUAACAACACCUGUAGGGAUUGGAACAGCGGUGGCGUCGUCUUUCAACUCGCAUAGUCCUGGAGCUCUGAUCGCAGAGGGGAUACUAGACUCGCUCUCGGCUGGGAUACUGGUGUACAUGGCUCUGGUGGACCUGAUCGCAGCUGAUUUUCUAAGCAAGAGGAUGAGUUGUAAUGUUAGGCUUCAAAUUGUGUCUUAUGUAAUGUUGUUCCUUGGAGCUGGACUUAUGUCCGCGCUUGCCAUUUGGGCGUAGAUCUCUUUAGAUUGCAUGCUAUUGAUCUCCCGUAGAAACAAAUAAAUAUACGCCUUCUCUC
Raphanus sativus (radish) is the source of this 1566-nucleotide messenger RNA. RefSeq names its product zinc transporter 4, chloroplastic. The transcript is spliced from 4 exons. Gene Ontology annotation, molecular function: zinc ion transmembrane transporter activity. Gene Ontology annotation, biological process: zinc ion transmembrane transport. Gene Ontology annotation, cellular component: plasma membrane. The record is from RefSeq and is a predicted model, not a curated record. Lineage: Eukaryota; Viridiplantae; Streptophyta; Magnoliopsida; Brassicales; Brassicaceae. The coding region runs from base 255 to 1505 and encodes 416 amino acids.